AAAGCCGGAUAUCUAAAAGGCAGAAAUGAGCGUGAAUUAAUCAAAGCUCGAUCCACGGUGAUCAAACACGGCAAGUCUUCAAUACAGAUAAAGAUGAGGCACUUGUCCGCUGAAACAGUACUCGGGAUUUAUCCAUUUAAAGAUCCUCAGAAGCAAGCCGAGGAGCGACAGAGAAAAAUAGAUCCUAAUAAAAAGAGACGGAGCUUUGAAAAAAAUUCAAGCUUCGGCGAUCUCUCAACAAGCGCUGUGAUGAAUGAUUAUCUUGGUCGAGUGCCACCACCGGCUCAUCACAAUUUAAACCAGCCUCAAAAUGGGUACUUUGAUUUUGAGAGAUGGAACUUGGCUAGUGGAUCGAAGAUGUUUCCAGGACCUACGGGGACUUUUCCCUCGCAGAGCACUCUUCAUGCUGGAAAUUACGUGGGUACCUCGGGCAAUCAUCAUCAGUCGCUGAUAAAUCCGCACCAUGCGGCUCCGAUACCCGGGUACUUUCCGGCGUUUCACUUACCACCUGGACAUCAUCCUCAUGAGUAUCAUCAGUCUUCUAUGGAUGUUAAUUCUAUUGGGUACAUUGGCGAUAAUUCAGCAGCUGGACACCAUCAGCACCUACACCAGCAGAACUCCGGGUACCAAGAUUUCAGAGACGACCAGCCGAAAGUAAUAGUGCCGAACAUCGAGGAGGAGCUGGGCUUUCUCCAGUCGAGUCAGUUGCCAGUCGAGACUGCUAAUCAGGUGAACAGGGAUCUAAAGCCGGCGUGCAAAGACCCCAAUACCGGUUUUAUGACAAGCUACUUGAAGUUUUUGCAGGGCGAGCGAGAACCCUCGCCACCACCUGCGAUUCGCGGAGGAAGGAAGGCCACUUGGAACAGGUCGAAACCUUACUUGCCACACGAGCCGAUUAAAUCGAUCGGCGAUAUCACCACCACUAUUGGGACGAGCAACGGGGAACUUUACAAGGGACUUAAUUCGGUGAAAGACACACCGACAAUUGAUUACGCAAAUGAUCCACGGUACUUUCCCUUGCCGAAAGAACGUAAGAAGCCUUACAUUGAUUCCAGCGACGACGGUAUUAUGAGCGAGGACGAUUUUCCAUUUACCUUGAAAAAGAGUGAUAAGAAUAAGUUGACUAGUAAUAAUAAUAAUAAUCAUCAUAAUAGUAAUAAUAAUAAUAAUAAUAAUAAUAAUAAUAUGACGGGUAAUGUCGAUGUGGUUAAACCACCGCCUAAAAAAAAGGGACGUCCGAUAAAACCCGGUGGCCCGACAGACAGAAAGAGAAAAGCCGCUGCAGCGGCUGCCGCGGCGGCGGCUGCUGACCUAGCUGCUGGUAGGCCACCGAAAAAACCCGACAGUAAUUUGUUAUUGUUACCACCUAGGCGUGAAACGUCUAAACGUAAAGCUAAGGAAAAGAUUUCGACUAAACAGCUUGCUGAAAAUUCGGAUGACGACGAGCAGGGUGACUCUGAUUCUGAUCCAGCUUGGACUCCUGCCGCUAAGCUUACUGGUGAUGAUGAUGAGAAGAAGAAAAAACGUGGUCGUCCGGUUAUCAGUAAAAAAAUUAGAAAAAUGCUCGAUGAUGAUGAUUAUUCGUCGAGUGAUUUAAUUCCGAGAAAAGGAAGAAAAAAAUCUGAUCAUAAAAAUUCGGUUUUGAAAAUAGAUGAAAAAUUGUUGGCUUCUGUUAGCGAUGAGGAUAUUGAUAUAUCACCUUUUAAGCGUUAUAAUGAGGAUAUUGAAACUGGGUCGGGUGAGUUUGUUGUUAUCAAAGCCGAGUUAAAGGAAGAGUAUCCGGCAUUGUGGAGAAUAGACGGUAAAACUUUGCUGCAAAAAUACGAGCCAUUUGAUUCAAAUGGUAAAACACUGUACCGAAAUAUUUCAACGUACUCGGGUUGGACACCACAAAAUCGACAUAUGUAUCAACAAGUUCCAGUCAAGUUUUGGCAGCAAGGAAAAUUGGAGACCAUUGUUGAAUUUUUAAGAGACGAAAUGAUUGUUGAUGAUAGAGAGUGUAUUAAUCGGUCUAUUAAAGAAAAUGAAAAAUAUCAGGACAAUUUUGAAGUUUACGUUCAGACACUGAUAUCUCAGGCGCUGGAUUCAAAUUUCUUGACGGAAAUUUUCCAAGAGCAUGACGAGUAUUUCUUGUCGAAUGUUAAAAUGAUAGACGAAAUAACGGAGGACCGAAAGCGACGAUUGUUGUCGACAACUAAAUGGCAAACUAAUGUCGUGACAGCAAUAUCCACGUGGCCUUGCUUGAAUGUAUUGAAAGACUUAUCAAGCUCUGAAUGUAAAGGUAAACAGUGCAUUGGCUGUCAGCAUAAUCAAAUUCAUGCCAGAGUGUUGUUAUACGGACAACCGUACAAUGCUACAACUUUAGAAGGUUCUCCUCCAGACCCUACAGUGCCUCAUGAAAAGGACUUUUUACUGUGUAGAGUAUGUCAAACAAAAGUUGCGUUAUUUAACAAAGUAGCGCAUCAAAAAUAUCUAAUGUUCCUCGAAUGUGCUCGAAGAGUUGCUGAUAGAAGAAUAGCGGAUCCUAAUAAAGAUACAACGACUAUUCUUAACGAAUUAUUAGCCGAUGAAACGUGGCUCAAUCAGUUAUUUAAAGAGGUACGAACAAUUUGGGCGGAAAUUGAUAGUAUAGAAUACCAAUUAAAAUUCAAAACAAAAAUAAAUAAUCCACCACCAUCACAACCAGAGAAUCAAGACUUAAAUUCUGAAGCGUCCAAUGUGCCAUUAAAUACAGAUUUGGAAUUGUCUACGCAACAAAUCGAAAGUAAUAAUUGUUUGUUAAAUCCUGAUACUAAUAACGAGGAUAUAAGUGCCAAUAUAUCCUAG
Messenger RNA from Cotesia congregata, 2826 nucleotides. Lineage: Eukaryota; Metazoa; Arthropoda; Insecta; Hymenoptera; Braconidae. The record is from the annotation of a GenBank genome assembly.